Callorhinchus milii (elephant shark) is the source of this 4863-nucleotide messenger RNA. Its product is annotated as histone deacetylase complex subunit SAP130. Gene Ontology annotation, cellular component: Sin3-type complex. The record is from RefSeq and is a predicted model, not a curated record. Gene Ontology annotation, biological process: negative regulation of transcription by RNA polymerase II. Lineage: Eukaryota; Metazoa; Chordata; Chondrichthyes; Chimaeriformes; Callorhinchidae. The transcript is spliced from 21 exons. Bases 163 to 3426 code for a protein of 1087 amino acids.
GUGAUCGCCUAGUAACCGGGGGGGGGGGAGAAGGAGGCAGGAAAAGCGGCCGCUCGAUCAGCGCACAGACGGGAGACACGGACGGUUGAAGCGCGGGCCCCCGGUCACCGGAACGUGCGAGGAGUGGGAGCGGGACAGCGAGCACUUAAAACCGAGGAUUAAAUGAGUGCCCAGCAGUUUCCACGACCCGGUGCCCCUUCGUCAGGACUGGGAGCCAGCCAGCCUGCCACCACUAUGCAGAAUAACAGUGGCGCAGGGGCACCCAGCAACACAGUAACAGGUAAAUGGCGAAGGGCCUUGGAAAGCAGCCAGAUGUUUCUGAUCACCAAUCUCGCUGCCAAUGAAGAGACCAGCCGGGAUUCGGAGCACACAUCACGUGAACAUACUAAUCCCAUGUCUUCAUUGCCAUUCCGAGAUGAGAAGCAGGAGACAGUUGUGGUUAGGCCUUACCCACAGAUACAAGCUCAUACGCAGCCGCUAACAGCCAUCCAGCACCACAUACAGCAGCCCGGGGGACCGAUUGCAAUUGCUCCUCCAACUCACAUAACACAGGCUACUCCACUUACCUUCCCAGAAGUGAUGAAGACUACACUGAAGACGCCAUUACCCAGUCGACCCAUCGCACCAGCACCAUCAUCUGGCCAGGGACACAUGACCGGUGCUCCUAAAGUCUCGGGUCAUGUCACUGUUAAUAUGGACAGCUCCAUGCCCCAGGGGUCUGCAAUUCCUGUAGCUACUAUCAGUGGGCAGCAGGGACAUCCCAAUAUUCCUCAUCUGAUGGGAGCCAAUAUGCAAAUGUCAAUCAUCCGGAACUCUGUUCCAACUUCUCUCCACAUUGGACAGUCCACAGCACCACCACAGAUGUUCUCAUCUCACGUGCCUAGAGGUGCAGCGGUAGCAGCAGCAGCAGCAAUCUCAAGUUCUAAAGUAACGACAGUUCUGCGUCCUGCUCCUGUACCAUUACCAACAGCAGGGACUCCGCAGAACUCCUUGCAGCAUUCUCUGCACCUCCCAAUACAGUCUCGCCCACCUUCAACUGGCUCUACAGCAGUUCCAGCAGUGGUGGCAACCGUAUCUGCAACUCGGGCCCAGUCUCCUGUCAUUACAACAGCAUCAGCCCAUGGGACAGAUGUAACCCACAGUAGACCAGCAUUGACCAUUCAGCCUCAUCCACCGCCUGCCGCCAUUAGCAUCCAGCGCACUCAGCAGCCACGGGAUACAGCAGCACGCAUCACACUGCCUUCCCAUCCCGCUGUUGUGUCUCAAAAACCACAGCUUCAUGCCAUGCCACAGAAAACAAUCUUCAGCACAGGCACUCCAGUUGCUGCCGCCACCGUGGCGCCAAUACUCUCCACAAACUCGAUUCCAUCCACAACAACUCAGGGUGCUAUUUCUCACGCUCAAGCAACUGGCAGUACAAUUGUCACCAUGACGAUGGCCCCUCAUACAUCGCACCCUCCUGUGGUGACCACUUCAUCAAUUCCCAUAGCAAAAGUUGUUCCUCAACAAAUAACUUCUACGCGGAUCCAACCUGACUAUUCGACAGAAAGGACGAACAUGAUCUCUAUACCUGGUCAUAGGGCAUCACCUAACCCAGUUACUAUGGAAACAAGAACUGACAACAGGCCAAUGCCAGUGCAGUUCCAGUAUUACCUGCCAGCAUAUCCACCUUCAGCUGCCAUCCCAGGCUAUCCACUGGCCCACACCUUCACUCCAAUAACUAGCACAGUGUCCACUAUACGCCAGUACCCAGUUUCAGCACAGGCACCAAGCUCUGUGUCUGCAGCAGCGAUAGCAGCUCAGGCAGGUGUUGGUGUGGCCUCCACUGUCCAUCUUAACCCCAUGCUGAUGACUGUGGACCCGACGCAUGCACGUCACAUCCAGGGGCUGCAGCCUGCUUCAAUUGGCACCCAGGGGAUUCAGCCUGCUCCGAUCGGAACUCAGGGGAUUCAGUCAACAGCUAUUGGCACCCAGGGUCUGCAGUCUGCAUCACUCGGCUCUCAGCAGCCCACUGAGAACAAAACCUCAGCAGUGGUGUUGACCGAUGGAGCUACCAUUGUAGCGAAUCCGAUUAACAGCACAUUCAGUGCGACCCCUGCUGUCACCACUGUGAUCCAGACCCAUACUCAAAGCAGCAGUACCACUGCUCCAGCACAGGGAUCCUCACCCCGACCCAGCAUUCUACGAAAGAAGCCAGCCUCUGAUGGUAUGGCUGUAAGGAAAAGUCUUAUCCCUCCUCAGCCACCAGAGGCUACGAGCCCGCGACUAGAUGGGACAAUGCGUAGCACAUCAGGGUCUCCACGACCAAUUAGCACAAAGCCCAAACCAGAGAUUCAUGUUGCCAUGACCACCCCGGUGGCUGUAGCAGUGGAAGCAGUUAGCAGUCAGAAUAUGGAGCCUUCGUCAGUCCCGGGGCUGCCGAAUUCCCAGCAGCCUCAGCCACCGAUCCCAACACUUAUUGCAGCCGCGGUUCCACAUCCUCAGCCCACUGCCUUGUCAACCGUCACAGCAGCGGUGUCUGCUGCCCCUCCAGCUUCAAUAUCCAUCACGACCGUGGUACCUCCUCCCUCACAGCCAGUGGCAAUAUCUGUUCCUGCCUCCAUGAGUUCAACAUUGCCAGAAGCUAAAAUUAAACAAGAGACUGAGCCUAUGGAUGGUCUGCAGCCAGUGUCUGUGUCUUCGUCCCAACAAAUGGCAGCCAUGUCUCCUGCUCUAACUCAAAUGGUGAACAAUCUGGGUGUUCCUGGCAAUGAUCUCCCACCGGGUGCCUCGCCCCGUAAGAAGCCUCGCAAACAACAGCACAUCAUCUCUACAGAGGAAAGUGAGAUGAUGGAAACCAACAGCACUGAUGAAGAAAGAGCCAGUACUAAGCCAGUUCUUCUCAAAGCAGAGAAAAGGAAAUCACCUCCAAAAGAAUAUAUAGAUGAGGAGGGUGUGAGGUAUGUUCCCGUUCGUCCGAGACCACCAGUCACGUUACUGAGACAUUAUAGGAACCCCUGGAAGGCCGCCUACCAUCACUUUCAAAGAUACAGUGACGUGAGAGUCAAAGAAGAGAAGAAGCCCACACUGCAGGAGAUAGCUAAUCAGAAAGGCAUUGUCUGCAAGGCUCAAGGCUGGAAGGUUCACCUGUGUGCUGCACAGCUUAUGCAACUGACCAGCCUGGAACAUGACGUGUACAGCCGGCUGGCUUCAUUACAGGAGGGGCUUAUUCCAAAGAAGAAAACUGCUACAGACGAUGACAUUCAUCGAAUCAAUGAGUUGAUCCAGGGAAACAUGCAACGCUGCAAGCUAGUUAUUGACCAGAUUACUGAGGCCAAAGACACAAUGAUGAAAGUUCUGGAUCAUAAGGAUCGAGUUUUGAAACUCCUCAACAAAAAUGGCACGGUCAAGAAGGUGUCCAAAUUAAAGAGAAAAGAAAAAUCCUAAACCCAGGGGUUCGAAUAGUAAUUGUGUUUUAAAGCUAUUGUAUAGAUGUUUAGUUUGAUAUUUGAAUAAAGCAGUUUUCCAGAUAAUGGAUGGUAUACAUAGAACAUGAACACUGCUGUGUGUUCCAGAGAGUGCUGUGAAUGGAGACAAUGUUCUCAAUAGCGCUCGCUCAUUUUGUUUGAUUGUAAACCAGAUAGGGGAGUUGUUUCACAACUGCUGCCCUCCACUUGAAGAAACCUUCAAAAUGGUUCUUUUAGAUUUUCAUCCAACCCAAAUGUAAAGUAGCACAACUUUUUUUUUUGGCCAAGCUGACAUGGUUUAUCUUUUGAGUUCAAAGAACAGCUUCCAGGUUUAUGCUUUCAGGUUACAGUAGCUAUUCAGAAAGCAAACAUUUACAUUGCCAAGGUGUUUCUGUUAAAUAUUAACAUUUGUAACGGUUAGAGUGAAAAUUAUACAAAAUAAUUAGCAUUACCUCACCACUUUUCACAUUGCAGGUAUUGUCUAAAUUUAUCUGGAGACACAAUUUAGCAACCCCAGUCAGGUGAUGCAGUUCAAGAGAUUGCCACAGGUUAUGUUCAAGGCAUUAUCCCGAGUCCAGCACCUGUAGAUAUUAGCAGUACACAUUCAAAUGUGGCUGACAAAAAAAAAAAUAGAUUCCUCAAGUAAGGCCUUAAAUCUAAUUUCUCUUGAAUUGUGUCAUCUACAGAAGGUGCUCUUAUUAGUAGAUGUGAGGUGUGCACGUUAGGAAGGACGGAUUUUAAUACCAUUCUCGAGAAACCUUUCCUCAUUCAACGCAUGCUGCUGAUGUUCCAAAAACUUAUCACAAAUCAAGACCUAUAUGGUUGAUUUGAGGGAGUCGAAAGAAAUUAUGGGAAUAUUUUCUCAAUGAGAAAAACAAAAAUAAAAAAUGCUUAAAACUGUCAGUGUUUAGUCUAGGGAAUAAACGUGGGGUUGCUAAUCAAAAUCACUUACCUGGUGUAUUGUGCCCUUGUGGGGUUUGUGUGGCUCUCUAAUGGUAAGUUAAAGGGAGCUGGUUACUGUUUAUUUGAAUACGAUUCCAGUUCUUCCCCAGUUCGCCAUGUUGGCAAUGAUGAGAAUCUAAAAAUGGGAAUCUUUUAAAGCUGUUGUAAAAAGUACUGAGAGCUUUACAAAGUUCAUAAAGUCUAUAGUUCUUUUUUUAAAGUUUGCUCAAUUUCCUAGACCGAGUUUCAGAAAUACUGUGGGCAGCUUUUAUAUCCUCCCUCUGUUCACAUAUAUAAUGAGUUUGGUAUUUGGACCAGCAGUGUUUGUAAUUGACAGGAAGGUUCAAUGCAUAGGCCUGCCCUGCUCCUUCUCUUUUGUGGUGGUCUUGUGUGACAUGUUGUAGUUUAUGUGAUGCUGUUUCCUGUACAUAUACACUUGCAAAUCAUUAAUAAAGGAUGCAAGCUUUUAUACCAA